Condylura cristata (star-nosed mole) is the source of this 5835-nucleotide messenger RNA. It is a transcript of the gene NCKAP5, whose product is annotated as NCK-associated protein 5. Gene Ontology annotation, cellular component: microtubule plus-end. The coding region runs from base 25 to 5835 and encodes 1936 amino acids. Gene Ontology annotation, biological process: microtubule bundle formation; microtubule depolymerization. NCBI's taxonomy places the organism in Eukaryota, Metazoa, Chordata, Mammalia, Eulipotyphla, Talpidae. The record is from RefSeq and is a predicted model, not a curated record. The transcript has 17 exons.
AAAGGAAAAUAAAUAACUUCACCCAUGGAGGGAAAGAGACAGCUUGAGAAAAGGGACUUUGGAAAACGGCUGUCUCUAGACAGCAGUCUCGUGGACUACAUGGACUCCAACAAAUACAUUGAGCACCUGUUAACUCAACUUCAGGAGCAACAUAGAAGUCUCUGUAGGGAGAAAUUGGCUGUGGCCCGUCUACAGCGAGAAAUUGCCCAAAGACGAACUGAGGGGGCCUUGCAUGAGAAGCUGAUACAUGAAUUGGAAGAAGAGAGACACUUACGUCUUCAGAGUGAGAAAAGAUUGCAGGAGGUGACACUGGAAUCUGAGCACAACAGAAUUCAGAUGCGUGGCCUGCAGCAGCAAUUUUCCAGGAUGGAAGAAACAGUAAAAAAUCUAUUGCAGAAUCGAGGACCUCCAGAACAGAAGAAAGAAGAAACUGUUAAUAUAGUGGUCUAUCAGGAAAAACUAUCACAGGAAGAGAGAAAACAUAAGGAAGCUUUGGAAGAGCUCCACAUGAUGGUAGAUGAGGAUUCAAGGAGCGAAAGCAGCAGUACAGAUGAGGGAAAAGAAAAGAACAAAUUGCUGUUAGAACGAUUGAAAGCUCUAGAGGCAGAGAAUUCAGCAUUGGCUUUGGAAAAUGAAAAUCAAAGGGAGCAGUAUGAGAGAUGUCUUGAUGAGGUAGCUAACCAAGUUGUUCAAGCUCUGCUCACUCAAAAGGAUCUAAGGGAAGAAUGUGUGAAGUUAAAAACAAGAGUGUUUGAUUUGGAACGACAGAAUCGAACGCUAAGCAUCCUAUUCCAACAGAGAGUCCAACCAACUUCUGAUCUGCUCCUCCAGAAACUUCACUCCCGCAUCUUAAAUCUUUCAUCCGGAGAUUUGCUUUCAGAGGUGGAAAGAAGUCAAAGUCUCAUGCAGCCACACACUGAUGUUGAGAUGCAUGAAUGCCAGCUGAAUGCCAAAUCAGGAGCCCCUGCUUUGAAAUGCCCUGGCUUGGGGGUUUUCAUUCCUGGUCAUCUCUAUCCUCGAAAUAGCUGCAGCAGCAGUGAACUGUCUCUUUCAAGCACCUGCAGCGAGUACUCCAGUGGCUCCUCGUACACGUGGCAUGAUGGGAAGAGCCUCAGGAAAAGGCCAUCAUCACAAAACUGGGAUAAAAGACUAAGUAUUGGCUCUUCACUCCCAAGUGGCUUUGCGAGUCCUACAGAUGAACUACCUCCAACUCGUGUCAAAGAAAGCCACAUUUUGGAAGGACUAAGAAAGCUACAAAAGCAAAAAGUGUUACUUGAAUCCCCAUCUGUAAUAACCAAAUGGGGUUAUAAAGAUUGCAUGAACUCAAAUGAAGGAAUAUAUUCACCAGGAAUUAAGAGUAGUAGCCUCAAGAAGUACCUUCCCUGCAAGCCGACUGAGAUGGAAAGCCCCUACACAGAGCCGCGCAAAGCAUUUGUUUAUGACACAGAUUCCCACGAUGAUGCUGAUGAAGACUCUUCCUCUUUAGCAUGGCUUCAAGCAGUAUCCAACCAGGGCUGCAGGCUGCAUGCUUGUAAAUUAACCCAUAGUGUUUCUGAUAGUCUUAUUGGCCUGGAGCUGAAUAGGAAACACUUUUUAGAAAGCACCUCCUCAAUUUAUCCCAGGGAAAGGGCUGAAAAGCUGACCCGUUGUGUCAGCAACUAUCCCUUGGACAGGAAAGUGUACCCAAAAGUGCAAGUUCCUCAGAUACAGAGAGAGGGGGACCUGCACAACCAGGGCUGCAUGGCCAUCAGUCUCCAGCUUUCAGAUACCGAUGACAAUGAAACCCUUGACGAGUUGCACAUAGAGAGCAGUGAUGGGAAAAGCCCUUCAGACUUGUCACUGACUGCUGACACUGACAAGUCCAUGGAGAACCUGGACAUCCUCAUGGAAUUUGGCAAAUCUCAACUUGGGUCUCCCCGUGAGGAGGAAAAACAAGUUUCCAUCCACUUCGAGACUAGGCCAAAGACAUCCGGUUUCAUUAAGCAGCAAAGGGUUGUGAAAAGAACUUCCUCAGAAGAAUGUAUUACUGUAGUGUUUGAUGCAGAAGAUGGUGAACCCAUUGAAUUCACUUCUCACCAGACUGGUCUUGUUACUCUUACCACAAAUGAAAUUUCCAUCAAGCAGCCCUGUCCUGGACCCAAAGCAGAACACACUGAACUUUUACCUCAGGGAAUUGCUCAUUUGCAGUCAGAAGCUACUGCAAGAGACUGUACUUUCUUAAAGAGAUCUGAAGAGGAAACUGAGAAAAACAUUCCAAAAGGUGAUUUAGAUAAUGUUGCUGAGGCACCCAUUGAAUCUUUCAACCCUAGAAAGGUUCAACCAUUGAACCUUUCAACAAUGGCACAAAAUACUCAGCGACAAAAGCUGACAAAGUCAACACACAAUUUGUCUUGUAAGAGUCAUGCUAGGACUUCAGGGCCCAUUGGUAGCUAUCAGAAGCAAAGUCUGACAAAAAUACCUGCCAGGGGCAAGUCUUCCCCCCAGAAAUCAAAAAUAAUGGAACCUGAAGCCACUAUGAGAAUUCUUUCAUGUGACCCAAUGACUCUUGAAAAAUCACCAGCCUUAGCUCCUGGAAAACUCUCACGGUUCAAGAAGACUGAAGGCUCAGCCUCACUCUUUGAUUUACAGCCAGAUACACACAUUCCAAAACACCUCACCCAGCUUCCUCCAGGCUCCAAAAUGUCCAGCAGAAGAGACUGGGUACAGUGCCCCAAGAGUCAGAUUCCAACAUCACAGCUGCUGUCAAGGUGCCUCACUGAGCCUAGUGAUGAUGGAGAAAUCUCCAGGGGUAAAUGUUCUGACUCUGGGCCAGAGGCUCGGGUGAAAUCACCCUCGCCUCCACCCCCUCCAGGAAGGUCAGUCUCCCUACACAUCAGGUCCAGUUAUGACUAUCUGUCACCACCUUCUUCUGCCAAACCCGAGGCCAGGGUCCCCAGUGAAACAGCAAGGACAGUAUUCAAAUCUUCCCCUCUCAAAGAAUCUUCUGCUCCUGUCAUUUCUUCUAAUCAGACUAUGACAGAAGUGCAAGGGAAGAAAACUUCUAUGGCCUUCAAAAAGUCUAUUUUCCCUCACUCUCUUCCCUCCACAGAAACAGUGAUUCAAACCAAAUGUUCUGCUCAUACCCCCUCUAGUUCAUUUGCUGUGGUGACCCCAGUGUACCCAAAGACCUCUCCAAAGAGAAGUGUCACCAAGACCCCAUCUCACCAAACACUUGGGACCACACAGACAGACACAGGGUUACGAACUCCCAAGAAUUAUCCUCAAACCCAUGAGCCACAGGAAAUAUCAUCCUCUAAAAGUGUACCUCCAGGAAGAAAAGGACAGUUGAGUGAUUGUGUCUCCACAUCACCCAAGUCUUCCUUCCAAAGGGUAAGUGAACCACCAUCAUCUCAGGUUAACAGCCCCUCCUCAUCACCAUCUCCCAGAAGCCAUAACACCCCACCUGGUUGUCAGAGUACUCAUGAGAAAGGACUGAAAACUCGCCUCCCAGUUGGACUCAAAGUUCUCAUGAAGUCUCCCCAAUUGCUCAGGAAAAGUUCCACGGUACCAGGGAAACAGGAAAAAGACAGCUUAAAUGAGGCCUCUAAAAGUUCUGUGGCUGCAGUCAAGUUCAAGGCGGGGGACUCUAGGAACCUAUCUAUCCUUGAGACCACAGGUGCUGAACAUAACAGUAUUCCACUGAGUUUACAAGCACGAGACGGUUUGGCUGAAGGGAUUCCCUUGGAAACAGUAAUGCCGGAGUUAUCAGAAAGUGGUACCCCUAGGGCUGAUGGAAAAGAUGGGGUAGAAAGCAAGUUUAUGAAAAAGUCCCUUUCCUCCAACAAGCCACACCUAAAGCCAGCUCUAGGCAUGAAUGGAGCCAAAGCCCGAAGCCAGAGCUUCAGUGCCCAUUCAGGAGAUAAGCCCUGCACAUCCACCAUAGAAGGGCCAGGCAAGGUCCGAACUCAAAUCAUUACCAACACUGCUGAGAGAGGCAAUUCCCUUACCCGGCAGAGCUCCUCCACAGAAGGCUCUCCCAACAAGACACCAUCUGCUCCCCUGCCUGACAGGCUCCCCAGUGCUGGCAGGUCCCUGGGGCAUCCCUCUUCCAGGCAAGGCUCCCUGGGGAGUACAGGCAGUUCUGGCAGCCAACAUGGAAGCCCAAGAAAGCUGCCUUUAAGGAUUCCUCCAAAAUCUGAAGGGCUCGUCACUCCCCCUGGAACAGAAGAACACCAGGCCAUCACCCAAGGUAGCUGCCCCAAUAUGGCUGUCCCUGAGGAACCAGGCAGUGACCACUGUAGAUGCCCAACAGACUGCCCACGAGCCCUGCAUAUCCCAGGGAGGACACAGUGUCCAAGCAAUUUUGAAACAAGCAGGACCUCCAAGGCAGAAACUUCUGGAAGAUGUACAGAAGUUUAUACAACUAGGGCUAGUGCUGUGAACCCAGAAGCCUCCCUAUCACCCACAAUUGAAGAAAAGGUCAUGUUGUGUAUUCAGGAAAAUGUGGAGAAGGGCCAAGUGCAAACAAAGUCCAGCUCUGUGGAAGCAAAGCCGAAGCCAGGGCCUUCGUUUGCCAGCUGGUUUGGUUUUCGAAGGAGUAGACUACCAGCUCUCAGUAGCAGGAAAAUGGAUGUCUCCAAAACCAAAGUGGACAAAAAAGAUACAAAAGGGUUGGGGUUUGGAAACAAACAGCCAAAAUCAGAGAGGAAAAAAGAGAAAAAGAAGCCUGAGCUUUUGUGUGAGGCGGACAGCGAGCUUCACAGGGACAUGGAGCUGACAGAUAGUCCAAACAGUAGCUUACAAAGCAGAAGUGACCUGAGAGCACCACAAAACAUUUACAACGAGAUGAAAUUUGAACCAAGUAAUAGACUCAGUCCUGUUACACAUUCAACAAAAGAUACCUUUAUGACCGAACUUUUGAACAGAGUUGAUAAGAAAGCAGUUCAACAGACAGAAAGUGGAUCAAAUAAUGUUUCCUGCAGGAGCAUGUUAAAGGGCAGCUUCCAGGGCUCCUGUCUCACCAGCAGCUCUAUCAGCACUCAAGGAAACCACAAGAAAAGCAUCAAAACCAAAGUUGAUAUGGAAAUCCCGAAAACCUCCCUGAUAAAAGAGACACAUGAAAACCUGCAAGAGGAUGAAGACACAAUUGCAGAUUCCUCAUUUCAAAGCCACAUGAUAGAAUCAAACUGUCAGAUGCGUACACUGGACAGUGGGAUCGGAACCUUCCCACUCCCAGACUCUGGAAACCGCUCAGCAGGACGAUACCUGUGCCAGCCAGACUCCCCGGAGGACCCUGAACCUAUCUUAUCUCUACAGCCAGCCCUUUGUACAGCUUCCUCCACCGGAGCAGUGACCCUUCAACGAGAAGUGCCUUCCUCUGCAGAUAGCCCAGGCUCUGCAGAUAACACCAUUGUUUAUUCCACAUCUGACCCAAUCAUGAUGACUCAUGGGAUGCGGCCUCUUCAAAGUCAUCUUCCCAAACCAGCCUCCUCAGGAAAAAUCACUUCCCCAAAGCAGAAUGGAGCAGAACCAAGGCCUCAGACCUGCUCACCAUUUCAAUAUGCUGAUGACACAAUGGCCAGUCAGCCCCUUCCAGGCUGGGAGGAUGAAGACACCACUGCUGAGACGCAGGACAAGGUACCUAGAAUGUGUGCAUUCUCUGCCAACGGUGGCAGUGAUAGUGACAGUGACCUGGCCUAUGGAAAUAAUGGUUUUGGAGCUGGAAGGGGCAAAUUAGUGAAAGCAAUGAAGAGCACCACCCAAGGUAAAGCUGGGAGCACCUUGGGCAUUCAAGGCUCCCCUCUCUGGGAGCCGCUGAUUAUGCCUUUUAUUGUGCUCUGUCUCCAUCCCCCUUAA